AUGCCUAUUGUGGCAGGUGUGGGUGGUUCUAGCACCAGAGAGACUAUCAGACUCGCAAAUGCAGCCGCCAAUGCCGGAGCAGAUGCAGGGCUGGUCAUUCUCCCAGCCUACUACGCUGCUAGCCUGAGCACCGACCAAGAACAAAUCAUUCAGUAUUACGUUGAUAUAUGCAAGUGGUCACCGAUUCCCCUGUUCCUGUACAAUUUUCCGGCAAACUCGGCAGGUUUGGACAUGUCAUCGGCGAUCAUCGAGGCGGUGAUACGUCAAGCGCCUAACUUAUGCGGCGUCAAACUCACUUGUGGUGGCAGCGUCGCAAAACUGAUUCGCCUAUCAUCCUUCAUCAAUAGCGAGCCGUCAGUCAAUUCAUGCCGGCCGUAUCCCUUCCUGCUUUUGGACGGGCUCAUCUCCGAUUUGACGCCAUGGAUGAAGUGCGGCGGCCAUGGAACCGUCAGCGGCAUCCCCAACUUCGCUCCUGCUGCCUCCAUGAGGCUGUGGGCACUUCUCAAUAAGCCCGACCUUACAGAAGACGAGAAGCGGGAAGCAGAGGGAAUCCAGUCCAUCCUAUCCAAUGCCGACGUGGCGGCUGUGCCUGCAGGUAGUAUGUCUUGCACAAACUCCACGGAUAUGGAAUGGAUCCCAGACGCCCACUGCUAA
Messenger RNA from Colletotrichum aenigma, 654 nucleotides. RefSeq names its product putative 4-hydroxy-2-oxoglutarate aldolase. Gene Ontology annotation, molecular function: 4-hydroxy-tetrahydrodipicolinate synthase activity. Bases 1 to 654 code for a protein of 217 amino acids. The record is from RefSeq and is a predicted model, not a curated record. The transcript is spliced from 5 exons. Lineage: Eukaryota; Fungi; Ascomycota; Sordariomycetes; Glomerellales; Glomerellaceae.